This is a messenger RNA of Mastomys coucha (southern multimammate mouse), 2826 nucleotides long. It is a transcript of the gene Ppp1r7, whose product is annotated as protein phosphatase 1 regulatory subunit 7. Bases 164 to 1246 code for a protein of 360 amino acids. Lineage: Eukaryota; Metazoa; Chordata; Mammalia; Rodentia; Muridae. The record is from RefSeq and is a predicted model, not a curated record. The transcript is spliced from 10 exons. Gene Ontology annotation, molecular function: protein binding.
CCGGGGCCUGCGGGAACUACAAUUCCCGUGAAACACUGCGUCCACGCAAGCGUGUCAGCUCGCGCUUCUAUACUUUGUUCUAUUGGCUGGCCGAUUGGACCAGGAAUCCUGAUUGGCCCAUGGCCUGAGGCCACAGAUUCCGGAAAGGGGAAGAGCAGCCAAUAUGGCGGCGGAGCGCGGCGCGGGGCAGCAACAGUCGCAGGAGAUGAUGGAGGUUGACAGGCGGGUUGAAUCUGAAGAAUCUGGUGAUGAGGAGGGGAAGAAGCACGGUGGCCGCCUCGUGGCGGACCUCAGCGAGCAGAGCCUGAAGGAUGGAUUAGAACGGGGCGCAGAAGACCCCGAAGAGGAGCAUGAGCUGGCAGUAGACAUGGAAACCAUCAGCCUGGACCGAGAUGCAGAGGAUGUUGAUCUGAAUCACUAUCGAAUUGGAAAGAUUGAAGGCUUUGAGGUGUUAAAGAAAGUGAAGUCACUCUGCCUUCGUCAAAACCUAAUUAAAUGCAUUGAGAACCUGGAGGAACUGCAGAGUCUUCGAGAACUGGAUCUCUAUGACAAUCAGAUCAAGAAGAUUGAGAAUCUUGAGGCACUAACAGAAUUGGAGGUUCUAGAUAUUUCUUUUAAUUUGCUGAGGAACAUUGAAGGGAUUGACAAACUGACACAGCUGAAAAAACUCUUCUUGGUCAAUAAUAAAAUCAAUAAAAUUGAGAACAUAAGCAACUUACAGCAACUGCAAAUGUUGGAGCUGGGGUCUAACCGGAUUCGGGCAAUUGAAAAUAUUGACACGUUAACCAACCUGGAGAGUUUGUUUCUGGGGAAAAACAAAAUUACAAAACUUCAGAACCUGGAUGCACUUACCAACCUGACAGUCCUCAGUAUGCAGAGCAACCGACUAACAAAGAUCGAAGGUCUACAGAGCUUGGUGAACCUUCGUGAACUAUACCUCAGCCACAAUGGCAUCGAGGUUAUCGAGGGCCUGGAGAACAACAACAAACUCACCAUGUUGGAUAUUGCAUCAAAUAGAAUAAAAAAGAUUGAGAAUAUCAGCCAUCUGACAGAACUGCAAGAAUUCUGGAUGAAUGACAAUCUCCUGGAGAGCUGGAGUGACCUCGAUGAGCUGAAGGGUGCCAGGAGUCUGGAGACCGUGUACCUGGAGCGCAACCCCCUGCAGAAGGAUCCACAAUACCGGCGGAAGGUCAUGCUUGCCCUACCCUCUGUGCGGCAGAUCGACGCCACAUACGUGAGGUUCUGAGCCCUCCUUGCUCCUCACCUGGUCCCUGUCCUCAAAAGAACUUCCCAGCCACGGUUUUUUAAUCUACCUAUUGCUCCUGAAGUCGUCACUAUACCAACAGUCACAACCCAAUGGCAAUAAUAAGGCACUGGUGGUACCUGGCCUGUGAUGCUACACACCAUCUGGAGAUGCCAACACUAUUAAAUCUUGCCACGCGGUCUUCCUGGUGAAUUGGUGACAGUUAUUGUAGCCAUGGAGAGAAUGCAGGACAUGUUGCAGUCACUUGCUCUUUCAGUCUGUCUCUGUUCUUACCUUGGUGGGCGUUCUGAGCUGCCCCAGUAGACCAGAGUUGGUUUAAGUAGUCAUGACCCACAACAGCACACUGGAUGGUCUUUCAGACUAAUUUUGGAAAGAAAAAAAUUUUCUUUGCCAAUUUUGGAAAAGAAAAGAUUAUAUUUAAAUUUCUUUUGAGUAAAAGAUGGUCCAGUGUCAGAAGCUGUAAUCCUCAGUGCCCUUCCAACAUGAGCAUGGGCUGGGCACAGCGCACUGGGCACUGUAUGCCCUUAUUCCCACUUGGUAAAAGCUGAGAUAGGGAGAGCUUCGCUCCCUAUCACCCAGCUAUGUUAAACCUAAGUGAUUUUGAGAAAUGUACAUUCCUUAGCUCUUGGCCACUGAGCACUAGUCAUGUGGCUCCUGUUCUCCCCCCCACCCCCUUUAUCCUCUGGCCUUAUUUAGAUGAAAUUUCUAUGAGCAAACUCCUAGGGCAUAAAUCUAAUGCUGCAAGAGUGUUCUCCUCCCUCUGCGCCUCAGACUUCCUCUUUCACACAAUGAGGACUAACUAUGGUCAUCGAAGACCCAUGAGCUUCCAGGGUUCUAGCUCUACGCUGUCCCAGAUGGGGCCACUAACUGCCACAUGUAGCAAUUGCUAUUCAUAUCUAGUCCAUUGGAUUUAUUCAUCUCUUCACUUGUACCCACACUUCAUCUGCUCAGAGGCCACAUAUCAUGGAAGGCUUCCAUUUCUGUCAUCACAGAAGGUUCUGGAAAAUACUACUCUUGACUCUGCUUAGUCUUAGGGGAAACAACUUGCACUGAGCUGUGAAGCAUGUGCCUAGGUGUGCAAGCUAACCGGUUGCCCAGGAGUUUGUAAUGUCAGAAUGGUUACAUGGGACUUAACAUCUAUUUUCUGAUUCUAAUUCUCACCAAAAUAAACUGUAUGAUUUGAAUCUGUGCACCAUCUCCCUGACAAGAAAUAAGCUCUUAGCAAGGAACGUUGCUCAGAUGGAGGAGCAACAUGCAGCCCAGAGAACAUUGUGCCACAGCCCUGGGAUUGUACCAAGCACCAUCCAUGUCAGAACAAGAGAAAAACAUCUUAGACACACAAGGACUGAAAUGUACGUGUACCUGCUGCGGUCACUCACAGAAUCCUACACACGUGCUUCUAUAGAGUGGAGAGAGAAGUAAUAGAAAGGGAGCAACAGGCACCAAAGCCACAGCACCUCGAGGAUGUCCUGCAGCAUUCACUUGUGGGAGAAUCCUACUAGUUAAAUGGAACGGACGGGGCAAAUAUCUCCAAAUAAACUGAAAUUCUGGAAUUAGGAAAA